UACGUUCACUUCAGUUUUCAGUUUGUCAAGAUGUCUGCAGAUACUGUCGCUGCUCCACGUUUGAGCCUGAAUGUGAGAUAUAACAGAAACGUCCAAGAGAACAGCAGAGAGGAAGAGGAGAGUCAGGUGGAGAUCUUAGAGGAUGAAGAGCAUCACGCUGAUCUCAGGCAACAAAGAGCCAGACCACACACUCAAAACAACCCUGCAGCCAACAACAGAAGGUGUUUCAGAGCUACUGCAGUGACUCUGGGAGGGUUUUAUCUUCUGAUAUUGGCUGGACUCUUCAUUCGCUUAAUUUUGCUGCAGACCAGAUACGACCAACUGAGCAACAACUACAGUCAGUUACAGGAUGAAGUAAAGCAGCUGAAGGACAGAACUGAAGUCACUUUGCUGCAGACCAGAUACGACCAACUGAGCAACAACAACAGUCAGUUACAGGAUGAAGUGAAGCAGCUGAAGAACAGAACUGAAGUCACUUUGCUGCAGACCAGAUACGACCAACUGAGCAACAACCACAGUCAGUUACAGGAUGAAGUAAAGCAGCUGAAGAACAGAACUGAAGUCACUUUGCUGCAGACCAGAUACGACCAACUGAGCAACAACUACAGUCAGUUACAGGAUGAAGUAAAGCAGCUGAAGAACAGAACUGAAGUCACUUUGCUGCAGACCAGAUACGACCAACUGAGCAACAACUACAGUCAGUUACAGGAUGAAGUAAAGCAGCUGAAGAACAGAACUGAAGUACUUUUGCUGCAGACCAGAUACGACCAACUGAGCAACAACUACAGUCAGUUACAGGAUGAAGUAAAGCAGCUGAAGAACAGAACUGAAGUCACUUUGCUGCAGACCAGAUACAACCAACUGAGCAACAACUACAGUCAGUUACAGGAUGAAGUAAAGCAGCUGAAGAACAGAACUGAAGUCACUUUGCUGCAGACCAGAUACGACCAACUGAGCAACAACUACAGUCAGUUACAGGAUGAAGUAAAGCAGCUGAAGAACAGAACUGAAGUUGUUGUUAAAAGCUGUCCUCAUGGAUGGACGAGAUCUGGAUGCAGUUGUUACUUUAAAUCAGAAGAGAAGAAGAAUUGGGAGGGAAGCAGUGCUGACUGUAAGAAGAGAGGAGCAGAUCUGGUCGUCAUAAACAACAAAGAAGAAAAGGAGUUUGUCACUGAGCUGAGUAAGGAUGGAGAGUCCUGGAUUGGUCUACGGAAAAUAUACACAUACACAGGACAGGAAUGGAAAUGGGAAUGGGAAUGGGUGGACGGAUCACCGCUGACAGAAACGUUCUGGGCAGCAGGACUGCCUCACUAUAACAUUUACUGGACCGCUGCUACAUGCUGCAAUCAACAAGGAAAAUGGAGAUAUGGAUAUUAUUCUGAUAAUAAGAAGUGGAUCUGUGAGAAAAAGAUGAUCUGAACUAUUUGAUGACAGAGAGGUGUGUAGUGUUGGGAUCAGCUUUGUUAAAUCAGACCAAUUCUUUAACAUUUGCUCAGCUGUUUAUUCUGUGUUGCUAAAUAACCUGAUUACAGAGAUAUUGUUCCUCUGCCCUUCAUAGAGCACAAUCUGGUUAGAAGUCAUGUGUAUUUACUCUGUAGUCCUACAGGAUUAUUAUAAUAAAAGCUAAUAAAAACAUGGAUUAGCAGGUUGUCUUUACCUUGGUUUAUGUAGUUGAUUAUAACGUUUGUAAUCAGUUAGUUAGAAGUUUUUCCUUAGAACAUUUUACAAUCCACAGAAAAUAAACCCCGCCCUACCUCCAUCUCCCCUCCCAAACCCGUCCCCACAACCAAUUAAAUCAUUGUUAUCAUUUUGUAACGCUGCGCUGUAACCUUAACCUAACUAUUGUAUUUGUAUCUUUUUUUAAUUUUAUUUUAGCCUGUAUUCCUUUCAUGAAAGUUUUUAACUGCUCAUUAAUGUUUGAUUUAAAGCAUUUUGAAUUGUCUUGUUGCUGAAAUAUGCUAUAGAAAUAAAGAU
This is a messenger RNA of Sander lucioperca (pikeperch), 1974 nucleotides long. RefSeq names its product CD209 antigen-like. Bases 31 to 1419 code for a protein of 462 amino acids. NCBI's taxonomy places the organism in Eukaryota, Metazoa, Chordata, Actinopteri, Perciformes, Percidae. The record is from RefSeq and is a predicted model, not a curated record. The transcript is spliced from 13 exons.